Pseudocercospora fijiensis CIRAD86 is the source of this 1508-nucleotide messenger RNA. RefSeq lists its product as uncharacterized. The transcript is spliced from 2 exons. Lineage: Eukaryota; Fungi; Ascomycota; Dothideomycetes; Mycosphaerellales; Mycosphaerellaceae. The coding region runs from base 12 to 1160 and encodes 382 amino acids. The record is from RefSeq and is a predicted model, not a curated record.
AGCCACUCAAGAUGGAAAUGUUUACGCCAGCUCCCGAUCCAGCCACUCCCCUGGGGCGGUAUCGUGUCUUGUCGUCCACCGCCGGCAUCAGAGUGUCUCCCCUGCAGCUUGGUGCCAUGUCGAUUGGCCAAGCAUGGAACGACUUCAUGGGAUCCAUGAGCAAAGAAGACUCCUUCAAGCUCCUCGAUGCUUUUGAAGCUGCCGGCGGCAACUUCAUCGAUACUGCAAACAACUAUCAGGCUGAGGAGAGCGAAGAAUGGAUUGGAGAAUGGAUGGAAAAGAAGCAGAACAGAGACUUCAUGGUCAUCGCAACCAAAUUCACCACGAAUUACCGAGUCGAAAAAGAUGGAAAAGGCAAGACGGUGAACCACUGUGGAAACCACAAGCGAUCACUCCACAUGUCUCUGCGGGACUCCCUGAAGAAGCUCAAGACUGAUUGGAUAGACAUUCUGUACGUCCACUGGUGGGACUGGACAACCUCGAUCGAGGAGAUGAUGGAUUCCCUGGAUGCCGUUGUCAAACAGGGAAAGGUCCUAUACCUGGGUAUCUCAGACACUCCCGCAUAUAUUGUCUCGGCAGCCAACGCCUAUGCCAAGGCGAAUGGCAAGACACAAUUCAGUAUUUAUCAAGGUCGCUGGAACAUCAUGCUCAGAGACAUGGAGCGCGAGGUCAUCCCGAUGGCUCGUCACUGGGGCAUGGCACUCGCGCCAUGGGAUGCUAUUGGCGGAGGAAAGUUCCAAUCGAAGAAGCAGCUGGAGGAGCGCAAGAAGAAUAACGAAGGUCUCCGAAGCUUCACGGGCGGAGGUCAGACCGAGCAGGAGGAGAAGAUUUCUGCAGCGCUCGAGGAGGUUGGUAACAAACAUGGCGUCGAGUCUCCAACAGCCGUUGCUCUGGCAUAUGUGAUGUCCAAGACACCUAACGUGUUUCCAAUCGUAGGAGGACGAAAGGUGGAACAUUUGCACCAGAAUAUCAAGGCCCUCGAAAUCAAGCUUUCGAGUGAGGAUAUUGAGAAGUUGGAGAGCGUCGUUCCAUUCGAGCCUGGCUUCCCGAAUAACUUCGUCGGAGCAGAUCCACAUGUUACUGGAGAGCCAAGCGUUUUGGUUGGCGCUGUUGCUCCGAUGGCCUUUGUGCGAGCCCCCAAGGCGAUUGGUCACGAGUAAAACGCUCGACCAGUGAAGAUUAUCAGAGAGGUGAGGCGAGACCACGAUGGCUCAUCUACGAGGAGCACAGGCUGGCUUCUGAAUAGACGGGCCUUACAAUGACAUGAAACUUCGUCUGAGAAAAAUUCUCUGUCAAGAUUCUACUUCGCCAAGGUUGGAAAUGUCGUUGCCGUUGCUCGGAGCUUCUAAGUGUCAGCAAUGACUUGAAGAAAAUAACUUAAGACUUGUUCCGGAAUGAUGUUCGCAAGACAUAGUACGUAACUCAAUCGAUUGGCGUGACCUGUGCCCUUUAUGAAGGCCACAUGAGUUAAGAAAUGAAGCUGAAAUGGACUUAUGGUAGACAACAAG